CGUUCCCGUCGCUCGGCUCUGCAAUCUAGUCGGUCACGCCGGACGCCAGGACUAGUCCAUCGCUGAGUACCUGACUCGGUCACGCCGCCUGAAUCCUCCGCCGUGCGGCACCAUCACGCGUUCCCGUGGCACACCGUCUCCAGUCUGCAUACUCUUCCGCUGCUGCCUACUCGUCUUCUACUACUCGGCGCUAGGACUUCAAAAUUCACAUGGCAGAGACUGAGAAGAGAACUUCUUCAUCUGCCAAUUCAAAAGAGAAAAACUCAUUGCUAGAUCUUGACAUUGGAAACGACUUUCUGAACUCAUGGAAGUCCAUUUCUAUUGGGGACGAUGCUAUGGAUUUUGACUUUGGGCCUAUUUCCAAGAAUAAGAAAAAAGCAUUCAACUUUGAUCAAGAGGAUAUGGAUUUCAAUCUUGACAGUGAUUUUAGCAAGAUGCCGUCCUUCAAUAUUGACAUGUCAGACCUUGAUAUUUCUUCUCCAUCCAAGAAAAAUGGAAAGGCAAAGGAGAAACCCAAAGAAUCUUCUGGUGCCAGUAAUAAGGGGAAGACAGAUGGCUUUAACUUUCACUUUGAUUUUAAGGAGUUGGACAUUUUUAGUCUUCAGUCAAGCCCGAGGAAAGAAGAUCAAAGUAAGAAGGAUCUAGAAAUUGAAGGUUCUUCCGAAACAAAUGCACAUCAAGGCUCUGUAGUCCAUCUGACUGAAGAUGUUGGUGUACUUGACGCUGGCGCACCCAAAAAGCACUCCGUGACGGAGAUGACUUCAACAGCUGAUUCUUCGGCUGCUAGUGGUCUUACGCCUGAUUCUAUUAGGAAGAAUUUAUCUUCAGAGCGUACUGCAAAUAACACUGACACAUCAAUAUCUUUCACCACCGUUACUCAUGCAUCUGAUUUAUUGCGUACAAGAACCUCACCAAAAAGAAGCACAUCUACAAACACACAACCAACAGAGUUGCAAAUAGAGAAGGGAACCUCUCCACAAUUAGUUGCUCCUGAAGCCACAGCAGAUGUAUAUGACCAUUCUUCUGGACACAAGUUAAACAGCAAAGGAGGUUCUGACUUGCUGGAAAAAGAUUGUCCCAUGGGUGAAAAUAUCAAUUCUUCAUAUACAGAUAAGGAUUUUGAACACGUAGCUAAUCUGGAUUCAAAUGAGGCUAAAACAAUGCCUGAAAGAUUGACUAGAUAUCACAAGAAUGCAUCACAGGAAGCUGUUCAGGAAAGUGGCAAAUUUGAGAAAGAGAAACAUCUUUUGGUUAGCAAUAUAGAAGGGAACGGUACACACCCUGGAUGUACUUAUAUUGCAAGUCCCAAGAAGGAUGACCAUUCAACAUUAGUUAAUGUGGAGAUAGAAGAAACUAUUUCUAAGCCACUAAAACCCCCGUCAAGCAGUGGAUCUGAUCAAAAUUUGAUGCAAGGAGAAGGAGAGUGCAGCACCGUCCGGUCCAAAUUUUUCAUGCCAUCAAUUGAGACUACUGCUCAAAAGCAGAAGAAAUCAUUGUUGCAGGCAAAAGUUUCUGAUGUUGGUAGCAAAAGAAUUGUCUCAAGCCAACCAAAUCAUGCAGAUGAAGGAAUGGCAUAUGGUAAAGAUGAUGAAAAUGGGAAGAAAGCUGGUAUCACAUUGCCAGGAUCGAGACCACAAUCCAAGACUAGCACUCUUCAGACAGGAAGCCAGGACAGCUUUAAAGGCCUUUCUGCUAACAUUUCUCAUGUCAAGCCUUUGAGUAUAAUCCAGCAAGGUAAAUCCAUGCUACACAACACUGGAAACCCAAGAGUCAUAGAAAGUUCUGUUUCUUCGGCAACAGCAAAGAACAUUCCUGUUGGUGGCAACAAAAACUGUCCUAUUAAAGCUAGCAGUCAGUCACUGGAAUCCUCUAGCCCAAAAUUUGGAGGCAGUCAGACACUGGAUUCCUCUAGCCAAAACCUUUCCAAAAAUUUGGGAGCAAGUCUUUCUGUAUCCCAAUCAUUUUUGCUGAAAGAUGACAGAACCUCAAGGCACUUUGAUCAGAACACUGGUCUAAAGUCUAUGUUACAAGCUAAAGUUAGUAGUUCUAUCACAACAACCACACAGAAGACAAACGUCACACCUCUAAAACGGAAAAGACCAGAGAUUACGGGAGGAGUGAUAAUGACUAGUCCUUUUAAGCAUCCCCCAGAAUCACCAACAAAUGGAAACAGGGAUAUUUGUGGAAUUUCAGAAAGAAUUGUUGCCAAAAAGGACAAUUACAGAGAGGACCAGACCAUCGGUAGCCAGAGAGCUGAAUGUAAAAGUUCUCCAGCGUCUGCACUUGAUAUUCAUAAGCCUGUGAACAGAAAAGAAUUAGGAGACCUUCAAACAUUGGAAGAUGAUGAUAAUGUAGACAAGGCUGAAACAUAUACAAAGGCACUUGAAGAUAUAUGCAACAUGCUUCGGAAAAUGCAUGAGGAAGCGAAAGAACUAUUAGUUCGGUCUAUUGUGAAUAACAAUAAGCUGCUGAUGCUCAACCAUCCCAUUCAUGAUGAAAAGAUAUCCUUCUUUCUUCCUUUGUUAAAUGUCAGCGUUUUCUGUUUAUAAUUAUAUCCCGACUACUGAAGUUGGCAAGCCCUUCACUACUUAGAACAUACGAGAGGUUAAAAGUUAUGCUGCUGAGUUGAUGAAGAGGGAGAUCAAGGCAUCAUCUUGAUUGUUGUUGGUAUCAUUCUCUCUCGCUCUCAUGCAAACACGACGGUGGUUGGCAGUACUUCACUUCUUUUUCUGUAUCUGUUUAUUCUCACAGGUUAAAGAAGCUGACGAAUGUAAAUUACAUGGUUGACAUCAUUGGCUGGCUCAUUGCACAAUAGGACACUUGGGGCCUCUUUGAAAUGGAGAUAAACUUGUAAUGACUCUUUUCUUCCAUGUUUCUUGUUCCAGUCAAGACUUGUAAUGAUUGUGAUCUUUGUACACAAGCUAACCUGCUACUUUGGGAAAUGUCUUUGAACUUCCAUCCAAUUCUAAAUGACGAGGGUUAGUUUUUUUUAACACACAAACAUUUCUGUACUCUUUAUCUUUGGAUUUUAUUCAAAUUUCUAACUAGCAAAUUUGAGCUGUUAGCUUUAGGAUAUGUGUAUUAACUCAAAAGAUAUUUUUAUACGUUUUGAUAACCGUUUCUAUUUUAGUUGCCUACACUUGGUAAAUUA
Molecule: messenger RNA, 3151 nt
Organism: Cuscuta epithymum
Lineage: Eukaryota; Viridiplantae; Streptophyta; Magnoliopsida; Solanales; Convolvulaceae
Source: the annotation of a GenBank genome assembly